GGGCUCCGGGCUGCAUUCCGAGUGCGGAGCGACAAACCACCACUAAUGGAAGUACAGAGAAACACCGCGCCCCAACAGACGAACAGCAGCAGCAUGAGUGAACCACGGCGGAAGAGAAUGGAUGAGCGCAGUGCGCCCUCGGAGAUGUCCAGGAUAAUCACUGACCCGGCCACUGGGAAGUGCUACUGCCGUGGGAAAGUUUUGGGAAAGGGAGGGUUCGCGAAAUGCUACGAGAUGACCGACCUCUCCACCAGCAAAGUUUACGCGGCCAAAAUCAUCCCGCACGCACGCGUCUCCAAACCUCACCAACGAGAGAAGAUUGACCGAGAAAUUGAACUGCACCGUGCACUGCACCACAAGCACAUUGUGCACUUUUAUCACCACUUUGAGGACAAGGAGAACAUCUACAUCCUGCUGGAAUACUGCAGUAGAAAAUCUUUGGCCCACAUCCUGAAAGCUCGCAAAGUGCUUACUGAGCCGGAAGUGCGUUAUUAUCUAAGACAGAUUGUAUCUGGACUGAAGUACCUGCAUGAACAAGAGAUCCUGCACAGAGACCUGAAACUAGGUAACUUCUUUGUGAGUGAGUCGAUGGAGCUGAAGGUCGGCGACUUUGGUCUCGCUGCCAAGUUGGAGCCGGCGGGAAACCGGAGGAAGACGAUCUGUGGAACUCCCAACUACCUGUCCCCCGAGGUGCUCAACAAGCAGGGACACGGCUGUGAAUCAGACAUCUGGGCCUUGGGCUGUGUGAUGUACACCAUGCUGCUGGGGAGACCACCAUUUGAAACCACCAACCUGAAGGAGACGUACAGGUGCAUUAGAGAGGCGCGUUAUUCCCUGCCCUCCUCCCUGUCACCACCGUCUAAGCAGCUAAUCACCAGCCUGCUCGCCAAGAUCCCAGAAGACAGGCCUAACCUGGACCACAUUCUGAGGCACGACUUCUUCACCCAGGGCUUCAGUCCCGAGCGUCUGCCGGCGAGCUGUUGCCAUUCAGCGCCAGAUUUCCACGUCUCGAGUCCCGCCAAGAGCUUCUUCAAGAAAGCUGCCGCUGCGCUCUUUGGGGGGAAGAGAGACAAGGUCAAAUACUACGAGACUCUGAAUAAGCUAACCAAAGAGGAAGAAGAAAUCUACAAACUGCAGCACGACCUGGAGAGAACCGUCAUCAGCCAACAGCAGAGCAAAAAGAUUCCAGAGAGUGGAAGUCCACUUCCGCCAUCUGCAGAGAGCCCCGUUGUCCUGGCAACGCAGAGCCAGUCCCCGACGACGCAAGACACCAUCCGUCUCAUCGUCAGGGGGAGUCUGGGGAGCUGCAGCAGCAGCAGCGAAUGCCUGGAAGACAGCACCACAGGGAGUGUUGCUGAGACCGUUGCAAGCGUGUUGAGGGGAUGCCUGGAGAAUAUGCCCCAAGCCGACGACAUUCCUCAGGGCUCCAGCACCUGUAGCCUUCAAUGGGUGACUAAAUGGGUGGACUACUCCAACAAGUACGGCUUCGGCUAUCAAUUGUCUGAUUAUACCGUGGGAGUUCUCUUCAACAACGGCACUCACAUGAGCCUCCUGCCAGACAGAAAGACCAUCCAUUACUAUGCAGAGUUGGGCCAGCGCUCUGUCUUCCCCACCUGUGAGGUCCCUGAACACUUUGUGGGCCAGGUGACUGUGCUCAAAUACUUUUCCCACUACAUGGAGGAGAACCUCAUGGACGGUGGGGACCUGGGCAGUAUGACGGAUGCACACAUGCCCAGACUCUAUCUCCUGCAGUGGCUCAAGUCCGACCGCGCCCUCAUGAUGCUCUUUAACGACGGCACUUUCCAGAUCAACUUUUACCACGACCACACCAAGAUCAUCCUGUGUUGCCAGAGGGAUGAGUACAUGCUGACGUACAUCAACGAGGACCGUGUCUCCAAAACCUUCAAGCUCAGCUCCCUGCUGACGUCCGGGUGCCCCACCGACCUGCGCGAACGCAUGGUCUACUCACUCAACAUGCUUCUGCAGAGGUGCAGCUAAACCUGCGACGAGGGGCUCGGGCCGGCUAGACGCAAGACAAAUGUACGCAUUGGGGCUUCCUGCAGUGCUGCAGCGGCACCAGGAGUGCGCAGGGAGGACACGUUUGGAGGAUGGACCUGUGAAAAGACAAUUAACAUUCCUUCACUGUUGCACCUUCAUGACUCAGCAGAGGUGCAGGGAGGGAGGGAGGGGGUGGGGGGGGAAUUAUAAUAACACGCUGAGACUCUGUGGAGUGGGGGAAAUGAAAUGUAGCACAACAGUGAACGGCAAAGGGCUGCUUUGUAUGUUGCAUGUUGGAGGAGAGGACAGGGCGGACGGCGUUGGAGCUAGUGUGUUGGUACGAAUGUGAACGCCAGAAAAGGGGGGGCUGUUUGGGAGGUAAAGACGGACGCUGGGCUGGCACCAGCUCAAACAUGAGGUGCAUAGUUUAUGCAGUUUUAUAAAGGCAAUCCAUGAACUAGAGCGAGACUGUGGAACAUUGUAAAUAUUGUACAGUGUAUGUUACAGCCAUUUCAGUGGUGCGUGCGUGUGUGUGCGCAUGUGUGUGUCGGGGGGGGGGGGGGUUUGUAACAUCACAUUAGGUCUUAAAACUGUGAUUUAUUCUCUUAAUGAUGGGCGGACUCACUUUGAGAUGGGAACCAGUGGGAUGAUGCGAGCAUUACAUUUUUAAAAACAGUACCAGGGAUAUUUGAACUAUUCCUUAAGAGCCAUUAUCACUUGGAAGAACGUGUCCUAAAUAAUUUAUUGUGUAAAAAAGAAAAAGGUGCAGUAUUUAUUUAUUUAAUAAUAAAGAGCAUUUUCUUUUAAAAAAAGA
Molecule: messenger RNA, 2812 nt
Organism: Pungitius pungitius (ninespine stickleback)
Lineage: Eukaryota; Metazoa; Chordata; Actinopteri; Perciformes; Gasterosteidae
Gene: plk2b
Product: polo-like kinase 2b (Drosophila)
Exons: 14
Coding region: 46-1998 (650 amino acids)
Biological process (GO): mitotic spindle organization; protein phosphorylation
Cellular component (GO): spindle pole; cytoplasm; kinetochore
Molecular function (GO): ATP binding; protein serine/threonine kinase activity; protein binding
Source: RefSeq, a predicted model, not a curated record